Paramormyrops kingsleyae is the source of this 6022-nucleotide messenger RNA. It is a transcript of the gene epn3b, whose product is annotated as epsin 3b. Gene Ontology annotation, biological process: endocytosis. Gene Ontology annotation, cellular component: plasma membrane; endosome; clathrin vesicle coat. NCBI's taxonomy places the organism in Eukaryota, Metazoa, Chordata, Actinopteri, Osteoglossiformes, Mormyridae. The record is from RefSeq and is a predicted model, not a curated record. Gene Ontology annotation, molecular function: clathrin binding; phospholipid binding.
GACGUCGACAAGAGUCCAAGAGCUUAAAUUAUUAGGAGGUGGCGGACUCGGCCUGGCUUCGGGGGCAGGAGAGUUAAUAGCGGACUCGGUUGGGUUUUGGGGAGGGGGCGGUUACAGGCAGACUUGGCUGGGCUUCGGGAGGCAGCGGGUUAAAAGCUGAUCGGCGUGUACCUCUCCCCGCCUCCCUCCUGCUUUCCUAUCUGCCUUUGACUUUUCGCCUCUUAUGUGCGGACGUCUGUUUUGCACAGUGACGCGUACGAUUGCCAACUUUACCCGGACUGCAAGCAUCACAGCAGCGGAGGAUAUAAUGUUCAAAAAUCGGCUUUACAACCCCUGCUGGGAAUAUGAUGAUCCUUUAUUUUUGAACCUACUUGCCAUUUGAUUCCCGUCUUUCUUUCUUUAGUACAAAGUGAGCAUUUGUGGGAACGCUAAAGAAAAGUGCAGUGUACGAAAUGGUGCAGAAGUAGAAAGCGAACGAUGUGUGAUGCGGGAGCGUGCCUGUCGCCCCUAAGCCCUGCACACAGGAAGCCAGCACACACACGCUCCCUUGUGGACUGCUGUCCCAAUUCAACCUAUAGGACUGUCCUCAUCCUCCUCUUCCUCCUUCCAAGCUGAGGUGUGGGAACAACCUAGAUUUACCCCCUCCUAUUCCCGAUCAGGUAAACCUCCAGCACCAUUAUCACCAUGACAACUUCAGCCCUGCGCCGGCAGGUGAAGAAUAUCGUGCACAACUACUCUGAGGCAGAGAUCAAAGUGCGGGAAGCAACCUCCAAUGACCCAUGGGGGCCACCUAGCUCGCUCAUGUCCGAGAUCUCGGACAUGACCUUCAACGUAGUGGCCUUCACUGAGGUCAUGGGCAUGAUCUGGAAGCGCCUGAACGAUCAUGGCAAGAACUGGCGGCACGUGUACAAGGCUCUGACACUGCUUGACUACCUGAUGAAGACGGGCUCGGAGCGCGUGGCACAGCAGUGCCGUGAGAACGCCUUCACCAUUCAGACGCUCAGGGACUUCCAAUACGUGGACCGCGAUGGCAAGGACCAGGGUGUCAAUGUUCGCGAGAAGGCCAAGCAGCUGGUGGCUCUCAUGCGGGACGAGGAACGGUUACGGACAGAGAGGGCCCAGGCGCUCAAGACUAAGGAGCGCAUGGCGGGGGCCACGUCAGGCAUGGGCUCGGGCUCGGGCUCGGGCUCGGGCUCGGGCUUGGGCUCGGGCUUGGGCUCGGGCUUGGGCUCGGGCUCAGGUUCAGGCUUGGGCUUGGGCUCGGGCUUGGGCUCGGGCUCGGGCUCCGCCGCCCUGCCCUCCUACCCCAGCCGGCGCACAAGCCAGCCCAGCAUGGCUGCCCUCUACGGGGAGGAGUUCAGCCGCUCCCGGGGCUCCCCCUCCUCUUUCAACUCCUCCUCAUCCUCUCCACGAGUCCCAUCUGACCUGGAGCAGUCUCGCCCUCAGACCAGCGGGGAGGAGGAGCUGCAGCUACAGCUGGCAUUGGCUAUGAGUCGGGAGGAGAAUGAGAAGGAGCAGCGCACCCGCCAGGGAGAUGAGUCCUUACUUCAGAAGGCGCUAGAAGCCAGCCGGCGGGAGAGCGAGUCGGGGACAAGGGAGUCGGCAAUGAUGGACCUGGUGGAUAUUUUUGGACCAGUUUCUGCUGUCCCUGUGGACAGCGAGCCCUGGGAUUCUCAGGCCGUCAGCCUACCAACCUCUGAUCCCUGGGAUUCUGUUAGUGCCGGUUGUGCGCUCCACCACGCCUGUCUUUGGCAGCCCCUGGAUGGCACCGCCUCUGUCCAGCAGCCCCUCUCAGGCUUGGGUCCCCAGAUAUUCUCCUCCGGACCCCUGGGAGGCCCAGCCCACUGCCCCCAGUCCCAAUCCCAUCAGCCAUGCCUGGAGUUCGCCUGCUCACACCGCAGUAAAGCAGCCUCAUCCCAGCCGACUUUUGCUGCAGGUGCCUCUGGUCUGGACCCCUUCUCAGUUCCCAUGGAGGUCCCUAAAGAGCCAGAAGCCCCCCCGCAGUUGUUUCUCCCCCGCCCUGGAAGUCCUGGAGGUGUGGAGAGGGUGUCCGGGGGUCAGAUGAAUGGGAGGGGCGGUGGCAGCCCAGAGCUCUUUGACCUGUCCCGACUCGGGGACACCCUGGGCAACCCGAGCCCCCGGAGCUGCCACACUCCAGAGGCAUUCCUGGGCCCCACGGCAGCCUCACUGGUCAACCUGGACACACUGAUCCCCUCCAACCCCACAUCGAAGAAUAAGAACCCUUUCUUAUCGGGACUGAGCGCCCCCUCGCCCACCAACCCCUUCCACAGUGACCAGCCUCGGCUCACCCUUAACCAGAUGCGCCCAAGCUCCACGUCGCCACUGCCUGGCCCCGCCUUGCCCUACAGCGCCUCCCUGCCCCUGCCUUUGAGCCGCCAGUCCCCAGCACUGACCUCCUCCUUCACCCAGCCGCCCACCUUGGCGGCCGUGGGGCCUCCGGGCCUCCUGGAAGUGCCUGGGAACCUGCCCCAGCCCCUGCUGCCCCUGUCCCCUGCAGCCGCACCGGGAGACCACCUCAGCGGGAACCCCUUCCUGUGAGUCGGACCUGAGGCUUCUGUGGUGCUCCUCCAUUGCCGGACUCACUGAGUUUCUUUUCACUGGAGUCUCUCUUCGGCUUGGCCCCUGCUCCCCCCAGGUCGCUCUGGGAUUAGGGUUAGGGUUAGGUUUAGGGUUAGGGUUAUGUGGUUACCUGAGUGCGUGUGCCUGUGGGUUUGCUGCUUGACAGCUGCUAAGCCUUCAUUUCUAAACGCCUUAGUCAAAUAAUCCUGUAAGAUAAAUGCUCUCCAGUGUUUUAUGAGGAUAACCAAAAGAACAGGAUCAUUGUUUUUCAUUAGUUAUUCCACUAAUAUUCUAUUUCAUAGAAAUUCAAAAAUUUGGCAUGUGCAGAAAUAAGUGAUCAUGGAGAUUUGUAAGCAGAUGUUUCCAGUAGAUUCGACAUUUCUGCUUACUUAAAGAUAAGAUACUUUCUCAUACAUGGAAUGCUUAGAAGAGUUUCUCAAACGCUGACCUACUAUCCAGCUCGUCAUUCUGGAGACAUGUAGGUCCCUGCAGAUCUUUGUUUCUGGGCUUCUGCUUGGCAUCCAGUCUAGAUUUUUCAGUCCCUCUCUGGAUGGUUUCGAAGGACAUCCACACUGUCACACACUGCUCUACAGUGUUGUCCAGUGUGGAAUGUGACUUUUACACUGGAUUGAUGAACCUUCUGGAAUGACUGUGUAAGCAGCAGACAUGACAUACCUCUGCGGGCUGGCAUUAUGAGUUACACUAAUGAGUGCGGCUAAUCUGACCACAUUUCAGAUAAGCACACCCAAACUCGUGCAGAUAAUUGGCCCUUGAUUACCCUGGUACGCAAUUAUUUAUCCAUUUUUACAUUUAACAUAUAAAUGUGCUAAUUAAUGCGUCUCAUUUAUUUCUGCACUUGCAUUGACUCUUAUGUAAAUACGGUAAAAAUGUGACAUUUCCAAAGCUACAUCAGAGGCUCAUAAACUGUUAAUUAGGACAGCAUGGCUCGUGUGUGUGCAUGCGUGUGUACGUAUGCGUGUGUGCGCAUGCGUGUGUAUGCGGGGGCGAGCGCAGUUGGCAGGGUGCAGUGCUUUGCACACCCUGAGGUGGGUAACUUGGAGCUGAGCAGCUGAGCUGCACACCGACUAACAUGAUCCAUCAGACCCCAGGCAAGUAUGCAGAACUAGUCCAAACCUGAAUCACAAACACCCACAAUGCACUGGGCAGUAGCUACCCACAAGUACCUUGCCCAGCUGUUACAGUACGUCUCACCAGUUAACCCAGAAACCCAGUCAGUGGACUGCUUUACGGGGACUUACACACUACAGCGCCAUCCUACUUAUAAACAGCUGACAGCUUGGGGAGGAGCUGGGGACAGAGCGAGAGAGAGAGCGAGAGAGAGAGCGAGAGAGAGGGAGAGAGCGAGAGACUUUGCACCAGCCUUUAUUAAGUCAGUCAACAACAGAAAAAAACCCCUACUGCAACUUCAAAUCGCAAGAUGGGUCGUUAUCACAAAAUCAGACAAAUGGAAAACAAAGUAAACAAUCAACCACAAAAAAACAGGAGAAAAUAACCAGGGCAGCAAACAAAAAAAGGAAAAAAAGAAAAACAAUACAAUGGGCCCAAAAAAAAAACAUACGACGGGCCAAGGAAAUAAUCAACACCUUCAAGAUAAUAUUAAAACUUCAAGAUUAAGUCCCCAUCAUGGGUCAAGUCACAUAGAACCCCACCAUAACCCCACACCUCCGAAAAAGUCACAAGGUUGUGAGUCACCCCGAACAAAGCAUGUUCAAUUCUCAUGCGGGCUGCCACCAAGCCCUUCAUCAUGAGGGUAGGAUUCGUCGAUCCUGCCCCCUUCAUUCUGUUCCUCCGGGUCAGCCAGAGACUCAUCUUAGCCUGACCCAGCACGAAGUUCAGCAGACACGCCUUAGCCUUCUGGGAACUACAGUAUUUUGGUCCAUAAAUGAAGAGCUGAACAGAAAAAACCUCCCCAAAACCGACACACCACUCCUCCAGGACCUCAAACAAAUCAUAAAGCCGAUUGCACCUCAGAAACAGAUGCUCCAUCGUUUCCUCCGCAGGACAAAAAGGGCAAUCCCUCCCAACUGUAGAGUCAAUGUGCGAUACGUGUCUGUUCGUAGCCACUGCCCCAUGCACAAUCCGCCACUGAAAAUCCGCUGUGCGCUUCUCAAUGGGGGACUUGUACAGGGACCUCCAACGUCCUUGUGGGGAAGAUCCAGGCCCCAACAAACCUGAGCACCUGGAAACCGUGAGUUCACUCAGCGCCUGAAAAUGCAGCACUUUAACACAGGCUUGAUACAGAGCUUUCUUGGACAGAUGGACACGAAAGAAAGCAGCAACCCCACCUCCUCCCGAUGACCCUCUACAGCAGGAGAGACCCUGAUCAGGGGAGAAAAAGAAAGGGGACCACUGCUCCCUCCUGACUUAAGCACCAUCCUUGCUGCCUCUGGUAGCGCACAGACAAUGUCCUCCAGAGCUUUCCGAAGAAGUCGGCCAGACUGAACCCCAGUCACAGCCCGCAGGUUAUCCAAUGUCCUCCAGGAGCCACCGACCCUGAGGCACCCCAGCUUCGUCAGAGAAAGAGAAAGGGAGAGAGAGAGAGAGAGAGAGAGCACCCCCAAAUGUUAGUUCUGCUCUAUCUCAGUCGGCCAACUUAGUGUUUCUUUGCUUUUUGUUUUUUGCAGAAAGAGGAUUUAAAACUGUCAGUGUUUGGAUUCAGCAUUACAAGACCCACAUAUUGAAAGAAUGUAUUGAACUGAAGUGGUGUUACCAGGAAAUAACCAGAAAUUGUCAAUUAAAUAUGAAUAUAUAAACACAUAAAUUCCAUUUGCAUUUUAUUGCAGUGCUUCUUAACCAAGCCAGUCACUGAUUGCUCAGCCAUUGCAAUUCGCUGUGUGCGGUUAAUGUUUCAAAAAUAUCACGACUAGUGUAUAAUUUUUUAGUUGUUUUUUGAACAUUUUGCACAAACAUGAACCGUAUGUAAAGUAUCACUAGUGCAAAAUGCCUUCUAAAUGCCCAUUUGUGCCCCCCUCAGACUAACAGUGGUACUGCAGUAGGACAGGUGGGGUGACGGUGCUGAGUGAGAUGAGCAGCUGCCUGGUUCUGCCGUCGCUCCUUGUGUGUUUGUGUGCUGAUUUUAUUUCCCAUGCAGGUAGUGUUGUUGUGUGGAGUAGAGCAAGAAAUGCCCGCUUCCAUUCUGUCAUCACACCAUCAUGUUGAAUCUCUGCCCUGGUAUUGGGUAAGAGACUCUCCAGAACAUUACAGGAAAUGAUGGGGGCAGCAUGAUGUCAGUACUUCACAGAAAGCAGGCUUCCCAGAACUCCCAUUGCCUGGAAAGGUAGGGGCUGAUGUAAUGGACUCCACGCCCACACCUUCCCAACGGCAAACGCCAUCAGUUACGCAUAUGACUGUAUGUGUGUCUCUAUGUGCUGUUCGAUGUUUUUUGUUUUAUUAUGAAAAUAGAGUUUCAGUUAUGGUGUUA